Molecule: messenger RNA, 508 nt
Organism: Gigantopelta aegis
Lineage: Eukaryota; Metazoa; Mollusca; Gastropoda; Neomphalida; Peltospiridae
Product: pheromone-processing carboxypeptidase KEX1-like
Exons: 3
Source: RefSeq, a predicted model, not a curated record
UGUAGGUGUAAUAGAGAAAUAUCAACAAGAAGCAGACUGGUCAGAAUCAUGAUAACAGAAAUAGUGGUUUUGAUAGUGGUUGGUGUGGUGACCCUUGUUAUCUACAUAACCUGCAGAAAUAGACAAUGGACAUCUGUGUCUGGUGACUCUGUUAGCCAAAUAAAGGAAGAGCCAAAGAUAACCGAUGAUGUAUUAAUGUCAGAACGUGACGUGUCUGAAGAAGUGGACAGAGAGGGCGAGGUCACAACCCAGAAUAUGUCCAAACACAUUCCAGACAGCGCAGACGAUGACCGUGAUGAUGAUGAUGAUGAUGAUGAUGAUGAUGAUGAUGCUAUUGCUGAAGAUGCACGGAAAAGGGAGACAAUGGCGGAAGUACCAAACACGAAAAGUGAUGAUAACCUUCCUACAGGACAAAACGUCAGUGAUACAGUAUUGCGUGACACACCAGCAGACGUGCAAAUGCAGAAAACGAAAAAGAGAAAUGUAAUAAAAGUAAACAUGUCUCCAA